This is a messenger RNA of Epinephelus fuscoguttatus (brown-marbled grouper), 794 nucleotides long. RefSeq names its product TSR2 ribosome maturation factor (gene tsr2). The transcript has 5 exons. The record is from RefSeq and is a predicted model, not a curated record. Lineage: Eukaryota; Metazoa; Chordata; Actinopteri; Perciformes; Serranidae. Gene Ontology annotation, biological process: maturation of SSU-rRNA from tricistronic rRNA transcript (SSU-rRNA, 5.8S rRNA, LSU-rRNA). Gene Ontology annotation, cellular component: nucleus. The coding region runs from base 24 to 557 and encodes 177 amino acids.
UGCUUCUGUCCAUCACAUCCAACAUGGCGGCCUCCGCAGCUUCACGUGAGCUCUUUAAAGAGGGAGUAAGAGCGGUUCUUCACACCUGGCCGGUUCUACAGAUCGCGGUGGACAACGGGUUUGGAGGCGUGUACGGGCAGCAGAAAGCUGAUUGGAUGGUGGAUGUAGUCCAGCAGUUUUUCCACGACAAUGCCGACCUGCAGCGGUGUGAGGUCGAGGACUUCAUCGCUGAACUGAUGGAUCAGGAGUUUGACACAGUGGUGGAUGAUGGGAGUUUACCUCAGCUGUGUGACAGUCUGAUGCAGGUGUUCAGUCAGUGGCAGCAGGGGGCGCUGCAGCAGCUCAAACACACCAUCGACACUUUGACACAGAAGAAGAGUCAGAGGGCAAAGGUCACCGCUGCGCCCACACAGUCUGAUGACGACAGUGAUGAUGAAACACAGGUGAUGGAGUGUGAAUCCUCCGAACAGUCGUCAGUCAGCAGGAAAGAUCCUCCUCCUCCUCCUCCUCCUGGUGAAGAAGAGGACGGGUGGACGAUGGUGCGUAAGAAGAAGUGAGCAGGAAGAUGAGGACCAGUAUGAACUGUUGACCUCAGACGCAGCUGACCUUUGACCUUUGGGAAAAGACUGCGUGUAACACUGAUAAAGACGGAGCGCGUCUUUAACGGGAGUUGAUGUUCUGCGCUGUCAUGGCGUCUGUGAGCGGCCUCAUCGUGCCGCCGUGUGAGCAGAGAGGCGUCAUUAAACCAGAGUGAGUCUGGUUUCUGUGUUUUUAUAUUAAACAUGUUGAAAGUG